AGACGAGGACACCAGCAUGUAUAAAACCGGAGCUUGUCCAUCCAUAAACACGGUCUGAACACGACAGCAGCCAUGGCAGAUUUUGUAAAAAAUAUGUUGGGAAAUGACGGGAUGAGAGAUAUGGUUGCAUCGGAAACAGGUAAAGUGGUGGAGGGCUUCGUGAAGAAAGCAAUGGGUGGAGAAGGAGGAGACCAGAAGGAAGAGGGGGCAGGUGAUGUUGUAGGCACCUUGAUGAGCGCUGUGACUGGAGGAGGAGACAAGAAGGAAGAGGGGGCAGGUGAUGUUGUAGGCACCUUGAUGAGCGCUGUGACUGGAGGAGGAGACAAGAAGGAAGGGGAGGGAGGUGAUGUGGUAGGCACCUUGAUGAGCGCCGUGACUGGAGGAGGAGACAAGAAGGAAGGGGAGGGAGGGCUGGAUGUGUCGAAAGCUUUGGGAGGACUCUUUUAAGUAGAAACCCAACAGACCAGACUCUCUUUCAGCUUCAUCAAACCCUCAGCUCUUCCCAAACUACUGGAAAACAAUUACCUUCAUUAUUUACACUUGAUUUGUUGCACUUCCAUUUUAAAUGUUGCACCACAUUUGGGGUUGAGAAAAUAAACACAAAAAGCCACAAAAAAGUGAUAAAAACUGAUUAAAUCUGAAUAACACACAUAAACUGAUUUAUAAUCUGAUUUUUAAAAGGGUCACUAUCAGUAUUUUGUGUUAUUUUGCUAUCUUGAAUUAAAUAACUUAAAACAUGA
Amphiprion ocellaris (clown anemonefish) is the source of this 740-nucleotide messenger RNA. RefSeq lists its product as uncharacterized. The transcript is spliced from 6 exons. The record is from RefSeq and is a predicted model, not a curated record. NCBI's taxonomy places the organism in Eukaryota, Metazoa, Chordata, Actinopteri, Pomacentridae. Bases 73 to 447 code for a protein of 124 amino acids.